AAAUUUUGGAUAAAUCGAAUGGACGGGGUUCAAAGGUUACAUGUAUGUAUGGUCACGAAUCAUUGUAUCACUUCAUAAAUGUACUAUUAUUGGAAGUGACCUGCUAAUCCAAGUAAUGAGACGUGAAAGAAGAUAUUUUAGGUCUGUUAAAACAUUUCUCAGCAAAUUUGUUACAACAGAGUUGUUCAAGAACUUUGACCUCAGCCGUGCGCCAUUUUGAAAGAAAAAUGUCGAGAGAGCUUCAACCUGUAAAUAAUAUAAAAUCACAACAUAUUUGUAAACCUGAAUGGACAUGUAGUAGUCAAUUUUGUUCAACAUUUACUAGAGAGAUGGCUCCAGAAAUAGCAUUCAAACCGAAUGGACAUCUAUUAGUUGAUGACAGACUAGAAAUAAAAAUUGAUAAACUUGACUCCAACCAGAAAGUGACUGUCUAUGCAUAUUUAGAAGAGGAAAAGAAGACAUUUGAGUCAUGUGGUUGUUUCACAGCAGAUAAACAAGGCAUAGUCAACUUGGGAAGACAGGCAUCAGUCUCAGGAACAUAUACAGGUGUUUCGGCUAUGGGGUUGUUUUGGAGUUUGGUACCUUGUCCUGGGCAGCUUGAUGGUAUAAGACUUAUGAAAAAGAAUUUAGACACACCUUUCACCACACAAAUCACAGUUUAUGAUGGGCACUUUUCCUUGGAAGAUAUAAGGGAGAAAACUCCUGCAGAACUUUGUAAAACUACUAUAGAGAGAUGGUACAAAUCUCCAGGUGUAACAAACUAUGAAGUGACAGAUGGAAAUGUCAGAGGAAAACUAUAUUUACCACCAGGUGAUGGGCCAUUUCCUGCAGUGAUAGAUCUGUUUGGAACAGUAGGUGGAGUAACAGAAUACAGGUCGGCCCUGCUUGCUUCCAGGGGGUUUGCAUCGUUAGCUUUGCCCUACUUCUUGUACAAAGAUUUGCCAAAAAGUUUAUUUGAUCUCAACUUAGAUUAUUUUCUGGAAGCUAUUGAUUGGUUGUUAUCACGUGACAACAUUAUAUCAAGUGGUUUAGGUGUGAUCGGGACAUCUAAAGGUGGGGAUAUAUCACUCAUGAUGGCGAGGUAUAGUAAAAAGGUACGUGCAGUAGUGAACAUUAAUGGUUGUACAUUUAAUGCAACAGCACCGAUGAAGUACAGUGGUGGCGAUAUACCAGAAGUACCACUUCUAUUUGACAAAAUUCUUAAUAUAGAUGGUAAAUAUGCUAUGCAUAAAGCAUUGGAUUAUGUACCUUCAGAUAUUUUUCAAGUAUGGAAAACUGAUGUGAAGAUAUUGAAUAUAUUAAGUGAAGACGACAUGUGUAGUCGAAGGAAUGUAUCCGAAUGUUGAAAGAUUUAUAUCCUAUAGAGGAAGACAGAUAAUUGUAUUGUUGCAUC
Molecule: messenger RNA, 1393 nt
Organism: Ruditapes philippinarum (Manila clam)
Lineage: Eukaryota; Metazoa; Mollusca; Bivalvia; Venerida; Veneridae
Product: acyl-coenzyme A amino acid N-acyltransferase 1-like
Exons: 8
Coding region: 228-1346 (372 amino acids)
Biological process (GO): fatty acid metabolic process; acyl-CoA metabolic process
Molecular function (GO): fatty acyl-CoA hydrolase activity
Source: RefSeq, a predicted model, not a curated record